AUGGAAUUUCUAUCUGUAGGCUUGUGUCAUAACAAGCCAAAAAAAUCGGUGGCAACCGCAAUAGUUCCGGAAGACUAUAUUUGCACGCAGGGCGACCCUGCACUCAUCGAUUUUAUUAAGGAAAUCCCUUGUGAACCAAGGGUGGAAGUCGUGCUUAUUGAUGAUGCCUUUGUUGAAAGAAAGUCGAUGGAAUGUUUAUUUCAGCCGAAUGCAUAUCUAGGUGACGAGGUUAUAGACUGUUAUAUAAAUUUGAUAAAAGCUCAAAAGCAUCUAAAGUGCCGAUCUGGAGGUCGCGUUCACAUAGAAAAUGCUUUCCAGUUUAAUUUCUUGAAGCGAGAUGGCGAUGUUGAAAUUAAAACAGAGGAGCUAUAUCCAAUUGAAGACAUGACACAAAUAUGUAGCGCUGAACGAAGGGUGUUACUUUACCUAGACCAUGACAUGGUGUUUAUUCCGAUAAACAUCAGAGAGACGCACUGGUAUCUUGCCGUGAUCCAUGCAAGCAAUAUGGAGAUACAAGUGCUCGAUUCACUUGGUACUUCACAAGAUCGUAAAGACCUCACUGACUCUAUUAAAGGACUCCAAAGACAAAUUGAUAUGAUAUCUCAACGUAAGGAGUUAAAAGACCACAGGUGGCCAAACCUCCAAGUUGCUUCUUGGCCGCUCAGAGAAAUAGACAUGGGAUAUGCAAAGCAGACAGAUAGCUCUUCAUGUGGCCUCUUUCUUUUGAACUAUAUCGAAUACUGGACAGGGGAUGAACUGUCUGACAGUUUUACCCAAGAUGACAUGUCACACUUUAGAAAGAAAAUGGAUGCUAUAUUACUAUCUUCAGAACUGAAUAAGAGAAGGGGGUGUCUCUUAUACAAAAAUGAUAAAGAAGUUGACUCUGGAAGCCCAUCGGAUGUUGAGAUAUUAGAAAACCCAACAGAUUCUAAGAAGAGGAAGCUACUCCAUGUGCUUGAUGAUAGCGAAGUAGUGUAUGAAGAUGAGGAAGGCCCUAUUACUCAAGCAGACUUGCAAAAGUGGUUUGUUGAUGAUUGGGAUAAAAGAACUCCUGUAAAAGUAUCUAACGAUGGGUGCACCAAUGACUUUUUAAUGGUUGGUCUUUCCACAAAGGACAUGCCAGUGACCAAAGCCGAUUCAAUAGAUGUUUUAUGUGAUUAUGUCAUGGCAAUAGAAGACGAUACGACACUAGAGUAA
Zea mays is the source of this 1197-nucleotide messenger RNA. RefSeq names its product probable ubiquitin-like-specific protease 2B. Gene Ontology annotation, molecular function: deSUMOylase activity. The transcript is spliced from 7 exons. Gene Ontology annotation, cellular component: nucleus. NCBI's taxonomy places the organism in Eukaryota, Viridiplantae, Streptophyta, Magnoliopsida, Poales, Poaceae. Gene Ontology annotation, biological process: proteolysis; protein desumoylation. Bases 1 to 1197 code for a protein of 398 amino acids. The record is from RefSeq and is a predicted model, not a curated record.